Actinia tenebrosa (Australian red waratah sea anemone) is the source of this 3187-nucleotide messenger RNA. Its product is annotated as neural cell adhesion molecule 1. Gene Ontology annotation, biological process: homophilic cell-cell adhesion. Gene Ontology annotation, molecular function: cell adhesion molecule binding. Gene Ontology annotation, cellular component: plasma membrane; cell-cell junction. The record is from RefSeq and is a predicted model, not a curated record. NCBI's taxonomy places the organism in Eukaryota, Metazoa, Cnidaria, Anthozoa, Actiniaria, Actiniidae.
AUCAAGUCAAGAGCAAAAGGAAAAGCUGAGGAAAAGCUUCGAUAAUAAACAUAUUUUGGGCUACCUGUGUUAACUCUCAUGUUUGCGUUACCAGAUAUAAUCUACAUAAAGUGAUCAAACAUUAAAGGUCAUCUACAGCCAAGUAAUGAUCAGCAUAUAUAACUUCUAUCUCAGAACGUAAACAUUAUCGCUCGCUUUUUUACAGGGCAUUUUAUCGUUUUCCAGAGAGCUUACAACGAGCUUACAAGAUGGGAGCUUUUCAAUUACCAAUCAUGUACACUUAUAUUUCCUUUGUUUUCAGUGUACUUAUUUUACUUCCGCCUGAAGCACAUGGCGCCAUAAACUCUAUCAUACGAAAUGUUGGUCAAGAUUUUGUCUUUAUGUGGAACAGAACAAGUGGUAAUAUAGUGGAAGUGAGAUGGGGAUUGGUGGAUCCAGUAGAUAACCAAGGGAUAAAACCACAGUUCAUAUAUGUCAACAAAUGGGCCAACGUUGCUGUCUAUAGCGCUGCCUUGGAUACCCCAGCUGCAUCGAGUUAUAAAGGAAGAGUUUAUUACGUGGGAGACUUGCCUGCUGGUCGUGCUUGGUUCCAAAUAACCAACCUUAGUAUCAGUGAUGCCAAGGAAUAUGCUGUUAGCAUCUUGGAAGGAAGUGUUUACACGAUAUACAAAAUGGGCCUGACUGUGACAGUAACUCCCCAGUUCCAGCCACAGCCACCACUGACACAGAACAUAGCAGAAGGUCAAGAUUUGAGUGUGCCUUGCACUGCUGUUGGUCCACCAAUACCUAACAUUACGUGGGUGCAGAUAGUAGGUCACGUGACCAAGAUUACAGGAACAGGAAGUGCAACACUGAGGAUACCAAAUAUAAGAAGAGAUCAGAAUGGGACGUACGAGUGUCAGGCCAGUAACAACCCUAAUGAGAAUCCAGUCACUGCACAGACUGUUGUGUCUGUUUAUUAUCCUCCCCGAACCACCAUUACUCCUCCAAUUAUCACAGUUGUAGAAGGUGAUGAGAUCGUACUCAGCUGUACAGCAGAUGGUUAUCCACCACCAUCCAUAUCAUGGAAGAAGGCUGACGGUGUCAUCAAAGCUGGUCACACAGUAGGUGGGGGAACACUUAGAAUACCUGAUGCUAUCAAAACAGAUGCUGGGCAGUACAUAUGUACAGCAAAGAACGCCUACGACAGCAGAGAACACACUAACAAUGCAAAUGCAACUGUUAUAGUUAAAUACCAGCCCUUGAUCAUGUUGGAAAAGUUACUUAACCAAACCGUGAAUGAGAGCGACUCCCUGAGUAUCAAGUGCGAAGCAGAUGGAAACCCACUACCAACCAUCAAAUGGAAGACCCCAACAGGAUCUGUCCACACUGGGAAUGUCUACAGCAUCCCGUCAGUCAGCAAAUCACAUGCAGGGACAUACACGUGUACAGCUAGUAACGGGAUAGGGAGAGAUGCAAUGACCAGUAUACAAGUUACUGUGCAGUAUCCACCUGAUAUUGAUGCAUCAAAGUCUAGUCUUCUAUUCAAGGCAUGGAAUGGUAAAAGUAUUCGACUCAGAUGUUUAGCAACUGGUUUACCUGCACCAUGGAUAUCAUGGUACAAACCAACAAAUCAACAGAUCACUACAGGUGUCAACAUUGUACCCGGGGGUAGUGAGGUAACAGUACUGACAACUGCUGACCAAGGGGACUAUGGACAGUACAAGUGUCGAGCAACAAACAUCCUUGGAAGUGAUGAACAAUUCAUCAAUGUCAUUCAGCUGUUUCCCCCAGGUCUUGUUACCAUAAAUGUUAUCGAGGUAGAAGCAUUAUCCAUGAAAAUUACAUGGAACAAACCUGGUAAUGAUGGUGGAAGACCUGUCAUUGGUUACAAGGUUGAAGUAAGUACCAAGCCACCAGUUUUCACUGUGAAUACCCAAGCUGUUAUAACAGGACUCAAAGCAAACACCCAGUACACGGUCAAAGUGUAUGCUCGGAACAUUGCUGGGUAUGGUCAACAACUGAUGAAGGUCAUCACUACCAAGAAACAAGGUAAACCAGGUGUUCCUCAAUUAACAAUUAGCAUCAACGAUACAGCAGAAUUAUUUAUCAGAUUGACAUGGACAAAACCUAAUGAUAAUGGAGGAGAUCUAAUCAAGUUUACCAUCUACAUGAAAGAGGAUGAUGAAUUUAAUUGUACAAAAGCAAAGGAUAUCCUUGAUUUAUCAGUUCUGGAGUAUACAUUAAGAAAAAGUGUUGAUUACGGAAAGAACUAUACGUUUCUAGUGACUGCAUGGAAUAAAUACGGAGAAAGUAUGAAAGAUGAUGUGAUGGCGAAGACAAUAUCCAUACCUCAGAUUAAACCAACAUGUGAAACGAACACACGUGGUAACGCUAAGACCAGUAUUGAGGACACAAGUGGAAAACACUCAAAAUUUCUGAUCGGUGUGAGUGUCAUAGCUGCGAUACUUGUAGUUUCGCUGGUUCUUAACGUGCUGCAGUUUCUAUACAUAUGGAAGAGGAUUAAACCCAAUGAACACGGAAGAAACAGCUUUAAGGAAACGAAAACAAAUAAGCAAGAAGAGGUUGAUCAAACAUACGACAACGCAAUGGAAUUGAGCGUGAACACGUCAUCAUCGUCUGGCAUGAAAUCGGGAUUUAGUCCAAAAACAACAUCGGCCCCUGAAUACGAAGCUGUCAAAUUGCAACAAUCACCUCGUCGUAAUCAAAACCCUGCCAAGUCCAUUGUUUACGAGACACCUUUACCUUGUGAGUCUAGUAAACCAAGUCAUUACCAGGAACUGUCGCCUAUUGACACUGCACAAGACACCAAGAGACCAGUGUACGAACCUGUUCGUACAAGAGUCCCGCGUAAUGACAACGAGACGAACAUGUACCAGCCACUUGGUCUAAGAAACGAAAGCUCUGAUUACCAGACCCUGCAUGCUAAAGGAAAUGACUCAUUUAUAUAAAAGUAUAUUUGUAUAUUCAGACAUUAAAGAGCGUUCGAUAACAAUGCUUAGCGAGAAAAACAGUUUCAGUUCGUUUAUCGGUUUUUAGGUUUCCAGUUCUCAUGAGGUCGAAAUGAUUUUGCUUUUUACUCCAAAUUGAACAUGACGUCAAGGAGUCAAUACCACCGGAUGUACGACUUUUCUGUUAUUUGAUUGGUUGUAUUUUUAAGGACGUGAAAUAAAAAUAUAGUUCAUCU